Messenger RNA from Pungitius pungitius (ninespine stickleback), 1975 nucleotides. RefSeq names its product zinc finger, CCHC domain containing 4 (gene zcchc4). The coding region runs from base 126 to 1595 and encodes 489 amino acids. Gene Ontology annotation, biological process: rRNA methylation. Gene Ontology annotation, molecular function: rRNA (adenine-N6-)-methyltransferase activity; zinc ion binding. The transcript has 13 exons. NCBI's taxonomy places the organism in Eukaryota, Metazoa, Chordata, Actinopteri, Perciformes, Gasterosteidae. Gene Ontology annotation, cellular component: nucleolus; cytoplasm. The record is from RefSeq and is a predicted model, not a curated record.
AAGAUAAGAAUUUGUUCAUGACGUCAAAUGUGCGCGACUUGUACAGACGGCAUGACUUCCAUUCGUCAGUCUGAGCGCGUGUGUUAAAAAAGUAAAGUCUCCAGUAGAACUAAGCUUGUUACGACAUGGAUAUUAACGAAGCUGACAUCUGUGGGUUAGAAGUGAUUGUCGCAGAGGGCGGCAAAGCAGCGCCAUGUUGUCCCCACGGUCCAACUUUGCUUUUCGAGAAAGUUCGCAAAGGAGGUGAGCAAGGCAGACGGUUUUAUGCCUGCUCCGCCUGCAGAGACAGAAAAGAAUGCAACUUCUUCCAGUGGGAAGAUGACAAGGUGUCCGAGGCCCGGCGUUUGGCCAGAGAAGCAGAGAACCAGUCAAAGAGAGCUACGUUCACCACGCAGGAGGACUGCAGCAGGUUUAGGAAGUUUGCUGCCCUCCCACCGGAUGAGAAGAAAUUCUGUCAGGAUUGUCAGACGUUGCUCCUGCCAGGAGAGCGAGAGGUCCACUCCUCUCACAGAACCACAGCCGUCUCCGCGGCUCAGCUGAGCAGGCCCAGUGUUCUGUUGCGUCCGCUGGACAACAAGAAAAGUAAUGCGCAGUACCUGUUCACCGACCGCAGCGCCAACUUUCUGCUGGACACCCUAGCUGGUCUGGGUUUCAGGAAGGUGCUGUGCGUGGGCACACCAAGGCUUCAGGAGCUGAUCAAGUUGCGAAACCUUGAGCAGAAACGUGAGCAAAUGACGAGUCUGCUGCUGGACAUUGACUUCAGAUACAGUCAGUUCUACAGCAAGAAUGAAUUCUGUCACUACAACAUGUUCAACCAUCAUUUCUUUGAUGGAGAGGUAUCCGCUGCAGUGCUGCAGGCCUUCCUCACAGAGAGCAAGGGCCACAAAGUGGUGAUGGUGGCCGACCCUCCGUUCGGUGGCCUGGUGACCCCUUUGGCAAACAGCUUCUCUCUGAUCUCCCAGGAAUGGAGGAAGCUCCAAAGUUCUGACUGCAGUAACAUCGACAUUCCCAUGAUGUGGAUCUUCCCAUACUUCUUUGAGCCUCGCAUCCUACAGAGUCUCCCCUCAUGCACCAUGCUGGACUACCAGGUCGACUAUGACAACCAUCCUCUGUAUAAACACGGGAAGACGGGAAGGAAGCAGUCUCCUGUCAGAGUGUUCACCAAUAUCUCCCCCAGAGACAUCGUCCUGCCCAAAGAUGAGGGAUACAGGUUCUGCUCUGUGUGUCAGAGAUUCGUCAUUACCAAGCACUGUGCUAAAUGCAACAUCUGUCCAUCCAAGGACGGCCGAGAAUGGAAGCACUGCUCUACGUGUGAGAAAUGUGUGAAACCAUCCUGGAGACACUGCCAGCACUGCGGUCACUGUGCCCUCCCCGACCACCCAUGUGGAGACAGUCCAGCGGAUAAGGGCUGCUUCAACUGUGGCAGCCUGGAGCACAAGCGCAAAGCGUGCCUUCUCAAAGACACCCACAGGAUCAACCGUCAGUCCAAUGCCAAGAGUGGAGGCAAACAUGUAUCCCGGGCCUUGUCGAAGCCAAAAACGAAGAAGUCUGGAGCAGCUCGCAGGCACAAGAAGCUGGCAGUUCUGUCCAAGUGACCUCAGCACGCAUGCAGCCGCGUUCAUUAUAUAUGAACUCAAAUAGUCUUCUUUACACUGUUAGCUGAUUAAUAAACAUAAAAGGAGAAUUUCUUUGUUUUUCAUUGCAAUGCAUACACACCCAAAGUACACUCACCGGCCACUUUAUUAGGUACACCUGUCCAACUGCUCGUUAACACUUAAUUUCUAAGCAGCCAAUCACAUGGCGGCAACUCAGUGCAUUUAGGCAUGUAGACAUUGUCAAGACAAUCUCCUGCAGUUCAAACCGAGCAUCAGUAUGGGGAAGAAAGGUGAUUUGAGUGACUUUGAACGUGGCAUGAUUGUUGGUGCCAGAAGGGCUGGUCUGAGUAUUUCAGAAACUGCUAAUCUACUGGGAUUUU